This is a messenger RNA of Varanus komodoensis (Komodo dragon), 1314 nucleotides long. RefSeq names its product spermatogenesis and centriole associated 1 like (gene SPATC1L). NCBI's taxonomy places the organism in Eukaryota, Metazoa, Chordata, Lepidosauria, Squamata, Varanidae. The transcript is spliced from 5 exons. The record is from RefSeq and is a predicted model, not a curated record. The coding region runs from base 1 to 1299 and encodes 432 amino acids.
AUGGCCGAAGAGAGAGAGUGGAUGAAAAGAAUUCAAGAAGAAAAUGCACACCUGAAAAACCAGAUUCGGCUGCUCAAGGAAAACUAUGAAUUACGGGUAUUGUUGGGUCAGCAGAGUGAUAGUUGCAACCAGGUCCAGCUAUUAACAUCUCAGAUUUUUCCAGCAUAUCCUGAUGCUGACACACUAGUAAAAGGAGGUCCGUACACUGGAAGAGAAGAUGCCAGUUAUUGUCCACACAUCAUCCCCAAGGAAACCACAGCUUUGUCCUGCCCCAGUGCCCAGGCACAGGUUAAGCUGCUGCACAAGGAUGCACACCCUUUUCAGCCCAGAAGUGGGGAAAAAAAAUCCAUGCACUUGUCGAGCAUGUCAUGUUCUACCAUUGGAGGAAAACAGCUUGAAGCUACAGAUGUCUCUACGCUUAAGAAAACUUGGUUAACAGAUGGCCCUUUCCCUGGAGGUGAUAAAGCUCAAACUCCAUUAGCACUUAACAUUGGAAGACUGCUCAGUUCAAAAGACAUGCCAAGUCAUUCAUCAACAUGGCCAGAAGAAUUAAAUUCCUCAAGCCCUACCAGUGUGUCAAACAAGGAGGAAGUCCAGGCACAGACCACAUUUUUGAAUGACCACAAAAACCUCAAAGGAAGUUCCUCCUCCCCAGGGAUUUCUGAAAUGAAGGCCUAUCAUCUUUUAUGCGGUGCCCAGGAUUCAAGCACAGACAAAACGCAGCUCGAAUUCCAAGAAAUGCCUAGGAAGAAGAAAGUCUGGUUUUCAGAUGCUCCAGCCGCAGACAAGUUGAGGAAGUUUCAUACAUUCCACUUAAAUGAUAUAGAGAUUGCUCAAAACAGCAAGAGAAAUGGGCGCAUAGUGGGAGAGAUCGCCUUCCAGUUAGACAGGCGUAUCCUUGCACAUGUGUUUCCUGGAAUCACGCGGCUCUAUGGAUUUACAGUCUCCAACAUUCCUGAGAAAAUCAAACAGGUCUCCAUGAAAUCUCUAGCUGGCUCUGUGGAUGAGAAAAAGUACCAAGCCAUGACUCAGCGCUACCUUGACUUGACCGUCCGCCUGGAAAAAAUGGGCUAUCAGACAGAGAUCCACCCACUGUUUAGUGAAUAUCUCAUCAAUACAUAUGGCAUCCUGAAACAAAGGCCAGAUCUUACUUCUAACCCCGUUCACAACAGCCCUGCUGACCUCAGGAAAAUAGUGAUUGACAUUGUCCCGUCCAAGUUCCUCGGAGAUACGUUGCUGUUGUUGAACUGUUUGUGCGAACUUUCUAAAGAAGACAACAAGGCCCUGUUUGCCUGGUAGUGCAUACUACACCUC